Messenger RNA from Actinia tenebrosa (Australian red waratah sea anemone), 941 nucleotides. Its product is annotated as 28S rRNA/ribosome and sororin micro-cofactor. Lineage: Eukaryota; Metazoa; Cnidaria; Anthozoa; Actiniaria; Actiniidae. The record is from RefSeq and is a predicted model, not a curated record.
UCGAUUCCAAACACGUGUUUUGAUUCCAAAAACAACAAGAUUCAAGAAAGAUUAUAAGAGAUUCUUACCUUUUAGAAGUAUUUUUUUCUUGGAUCUGUGUACCUUUGCUUGUAAUGACAGGUGGGAACGUGUAUAAUCGGCCACGAUCGGCCCUGCAGAAGAAUUUAAAGAGAGCUGGAAGAAUAAAAAAGCAACAAAAGAAGAAACAAACUAGAGCUAAAGAAGGACGAGUUGUAGAUAGUCUAACAACAACUCACAUACUGAGGAAGACCAAAACCAACCCAUAUGCAAACAUAACCCUGUCAGGAAAGAAGAAACGACUGUUGUUGAAGGAAAUCAAGAGAGAAGAGAAACAGAAGCAAUCAAUGGAAUUAGAAAAACCAGUUGAAGAGAAGAAAGAAACAAAGACUGCAAAGAAAGAACCUAAAGGAAAGGAGAAGAUGGAUCUAGAUUGAUAUUCACAUGUCAUCAUAUCCUUGAAUGACUGGACUAAUAGGUUGUUUGCAUGAUGGCAUCAUUUUACUACCACUGCCAAAAUGCUUUGCAAAUUUUCUCGUAUUUUAAUGAAUCUAUUCCCUUUUGAGAAUAGCAAGACAAUUUAUUGGUCCUAAUUAACUGAACAAAAAAAAGUGUACUAGGGAUCCUUGUAGUGGUAGUAAAUGAUGACAUAAUGAAAGUCUUCUAUUGGAAAGGUUGGCAACCAGCAUUCAGUUUUUGCCGUCAUCCAUCUUCUUUUGGUCCAUAGUUAAUAGGAACUGUGUCCAGAACUUAAUAACGAAAUUUAUGACCUUAUACUCGGACCAUUAUUGUAGUUCAGGAGGGGAGUGACACUGGGACAAGAGUCAUGUUCAUAGCCAAUCAAAACUGUAAAUAAUGAACAUUAUUGAAAUGGGGAAACCUACUUGUCAAUCAUUUUGUGUAAUAAAUUUUUCUCAAAUCUA